UCAAAAUAGUCCAAAUGCUGCGAACAAGGACAUCGACGGCCGUGUUUCGGCGGCCAAUACUAUCCCGAUCGUUUCGAACGACACCAAAAUGCCGUGACGAAGCCGUGUCUGACGAAUCCUCCCAGUCCGCUGAGACCAAACUGACACUAACGCCCCAGGAACUUGCACGCCAACGAGCCGAUGCAUGGCUAAAGGAAGAAUCUGGCGGUCUAAAAUUCAAGAACGCUAGUACAGCCACCUUUGUUGGAAAGGGUGAUAGGCCCUUUCCCAUGAACCCUCUUUUUCGACCACAAGCACCUCUCAACGAUGCAACACGCAACGAGAUAUUCAAAUUUUACCUAGAAGACCCCAAACACUGGACUCCUCGUGCGCUAGCGGAGCAUUUUGGUUUAUCUAUUGUUCGCGUACAGGCCAUUUUGCGGUUAAAGGCUUUGGGAGAACAGUGGAAGAAGGAGGACAAACCGUUGCAAACGGAGCUGACCCGCGGCAUGGAGAACAUGUUGAAUUCGGUGGAGUUGAAACCUGGGCAAAGGCGCCUCCGACCACGGGAGCAGUUGCGAUCCACUCCAGCGAAACGAUUGCAGCCGUUCUUCCGUAUGAUGAAUGAGGAGGAACUUUUCACUCCCGAGGACGCGGCAAAGUUGAUGCAAAUGGAUCCUUACGCCAAUCUACAGCGCAAGUUGGACGAAGCUGCUGACCAUGUGUUCCAAAUGGAAGCACCAAAGAGUAAGGAAGUCUCGAAGCCUUUGCGGGAGGAUGCGGCUCAGAAGAGUCGGUUUCAGUUCAUGAUUGUUGACAAUGGGAACGUCGAGAAAGCAAAAGUGCUGAUCCGGGAUAGAGAUGGCAAGUUGCGUAAUGCAACUGUUGAGGAGAGGUUCAGGCGAAAGAACCAAAAGCCAAAGUUCAUUAUGUAAUCGCCACUGACCCAUGUAGAAAUCACUUAUUUUAUUGAAUCAUUAUCCACAAAAAAAUCGAAAGAAAAUAUAGGCUAGGGUAACAAACUUUUAUGGUUAUCCCUCGUUCUUUUCUGACCUCUGUAGGGUUAGAUGAAGAAGAGAGACGAUAGGGGAUACGUGACCGGUGGCUUCUUGGACCUGCUCUGUAGCAUACUGCAAAUCAGC
Messenger RNA from Spizellomyces punctatus DAOM BR117, 1121 nucleotides. RefSeq lists its product as uncharacterized. NCBI's taxonomy places the organism in Eukaryota, Fungi, Chytridiomycota, Chytridiomycetes, Spizellomycetales, Spizellomycetaceae. Gene Ontology annotation, biological process: mitochondrial translation. The transcript has 5 exons. The record is from RefSeq and is a predicted model, not a curated record. Gene Ontology annotation, cellular component: mitochondrial small ribosomal subunit. Gene Ontology annotation, molecular function: structural constituent of ribosome. The coding region runs from base 15 to 914 and encodes 299 amino acids.